AUGGAGGCUGAGGCGGGCGGCCUGGAGGAGCUGACCGACGAGGAGAUGGCGGCUCUGGGCAAGGAGGAGCUGGUGCGGCGCCUGCGGCGGGAGGAGGCGGCGCGCCUGGCGGCUCUGGUGCAGCGCGGCCGCCUCAUGCAGGAGGUGAACCGGCAGCUGCAGGGGCACCUGGGCGAGAUCCGCGAGCUCAAGCAGCUCAACCGGCGCCUGCAGGCCGAGAACCGCGAGCUGCGCGACCUCUGCUGCUUCCUGGACUCGGAGCGCCAGCGCGGGCGGCGCGCCGCGCGCCAGUGGCAGCUCUUCGGGACGCAGGCAUCCCGGGCGGUGCGCGAGGACCUGGGCGGCUGCUGGCAGAAGCUGGCCGAGCUGGAGGGCCGCCAGGAAGAGCUGCUGCGGGAGAACCUGGCGCUGAAGGAGCUCUGCCUGGCGCUGGGCGAGGAGUGGGGCCCCCGCGGCGGCCCUGGCGGCGCGGGGGGCUCGGGCGCUGGCCCGGCACCGGAGCUCGCCUUGCCCCCCUGCGGGCCCCGGGACCUGGGCGAUGGCAGCUCCAGCACCGGCAGCGUGGGCAGCCCUGAUCAGCUGCCCCUGGCUUGCUCCCCAGAUGACUGA
Molecule: messenger RNA, 609 nt
Organism: Pipistrellus nathusii (Nathusius's pipistrelle)
Lineage: Eukaryota; Metazoa; Chordata; Mammalia; Chiroptera; Vespertilionidae
Source: the annotation of a GenBank genome assembly